Messenger RNA from Cryptococcus wingfieldii CBS 7118, 1959 nucleotides. Its product is annotated as fumarate reductase. The record is from RefSeq and is a predicted model, not a curated record. The transcript is spliced from 9 exons. The coding region runs from base 1 to 1959 and encodes 652 amino acids. Gene Ontology annotation, molecular function: oxidoreductase activity; FMN binding; heme binding. Lineage: Eukaryota; Fungi; Basidiomycota; Tremellomycetes; Tremellales; Cryptococcaceae.
AUGUCGUCCAAGGUCAUCGUCGUCGGCGGCGGUCUCUCAGGCCUCAGCGCAGCCCACACCAUCCUCGAGAGGGGCGGCAAUGUCGUCUUGUUGGAUAAGAACAGCUUCAUGGGCGGUAACUCGACCAAGGCUACCAGUGGAAUCAACGGUGCUGGUACCCAAGCUCAGCAGGAGAACAACAUUCCCGACACUGCUGCCAAAUUCUUCAAUGACACCAAGACGUCUGCCCGAGAUCUUGCUCGGGACGACCUGAUCCGGGUGCUCACUUAUAACUCUGCUUCCGCCGUCAACUGGCUCGUCGAGCGUUUCCAGCUUGAUCUUUCCAAGGUGUCUCGUCUCGGUGGACACUCGGAGAAGCGAACCCACCGUGGCGGCGCGCAGUUCCCUGGUAUGACCAUCACAUAUGCCUUGAUGGAAAAGCUGGAGGACCUUGCGGAGGCUACUCCGGAGCGGGUCAAGAUCCUCAAGAAGGCUCAAGUAUCAAAGCUUUUGGAAGAGAAUGGCAAGAUCAUCGGUGUCGAGUAUACCCGCGAAGGAAAGAAGCACACCGAGUAUGGCCCAGUCAUCCUCGCUACCGGAGGAUACGCCGCCGACUUUACACCCGACUCUCUCCUCAAGCAACACCGACCAGAAUAUUACGAGCUGCCCACUACCAACGGUGACCACUGCACCGGCGACGGCCACAAGAUGGCCAUGGCUAUCGGUGCCAAGGGAGUCGACCUUGAGAAGGUGCAAGUCCAUCCCACCGGUCUGGUUGACCCGAAAGACCCCGAGGCCAAGGUCAAGUUCUUGGCUGCUGAGGCUCUCAGAGGUGUGGGCGGUUUGUUGCUUGAUAACGAUGGUGAGAGGUUUGUGGAUGAGCUGCAGCAUCGAGACUAUGUGACCAACAAGAUGUGGGAGAGGAACAAGUUCCCCGUGCGUCUUGUAUUGAACAGCACUUCCAGCAAAGAGAUCGAGUGGCACUGCAAACACUACGUCGGUCGAGGACUCAUGAAGAAGUUUACGAGCGGCAACGACCUCGCCAAAGAGAUCGGCUGUUCCCCAGAAGCGCUCAAGAAGACUCUCGACGAACACAACAAGUACGCCAAGAACCCCGGAACCGACCCAUUCGGCAAAAAGUUUUUUGCUGGCGGUGACUUUUCAAUGGACGACACCUAUCACGUCGCCAUUAUGACGCCCGUCCUGCACUACACCAUGGGCGGUCUUGAGAUCGGACCUGAUGCUUCCGUGCAUGACGCCCAGAGUAAGCCCAUCCCGGGGUUGUUUGCUUGUGGUGAGCUGGCUGGUGGUGUGCAUGGUGCCAACCGACUUGGUGGUAGUUCUUUGCUUGGUUGUGUCGUGUUUGGCCGAGUAGCAGGCGACAGCGUCUCCUCCUACCUCCUCUCCAACCUCGCCAACCAAACCGCCGCCAACCGUCUCGGCAACAUCCAAAACCACCUCCUCGAGACCAAAGUCCGUAUCGACCCUUCCACCAGGAAUGUCAAUCUCGAAUUCAGCUGGGCCGAAGGUGGGCAGGCUGUGCCGUUCACUUCGUCGCAGGGGCAGCAGAAUCAGGUUCCAGCGGAUAGUGGGCCUGCCAAGGAAGGAGAUAGGACAGUGGCGCAGGUGGAGCAAGAGGAUCUCCCACCCACGCAGGAGAAGAAGAAGGAGGCUGAAGGGAAAGGGAAAGGGGCAAAGAAAGCUGGAGGUGAUGGGGAGGUGAAGGUUUUCUCUGUGGAAGAGGUUGGCAAGCAUAAUAAGAAAGAAGACUGCUGGGUCAUCAUCAACGGCCAGGUCUUGGAUGUUACCAACUUCUUGGAAGACCACCCCGGAGGUGUAAAGGCCAUCAUGCUCUACGCCGGACGAGACGCAACAGAAGAGUUUGAGAUGAUUCACCCCGCCAACGCUAUCUCCAAGUACGCCCCUGACACUGGUGAGUACCCCCUACCCCAUAUCGCGCAACGAGCAGCCGCUGAUUGA